AUGAGCUACGAGAGGCACAGGUGCCUUGGCCCUGAGGCAGACUGGAAAAGGUCCACCCUGGUGAACGCCAGGUGUCCUGAGCACCUCGCCAGGUGCCCAGCCCAGACCAAGCAAAUGCUCUGGCUCCACCCAGUCCUCAUCAUCGUCAGCCUGGGGUGGCCAGGACCGGAGACGAGACUCAACCAGGGGCUACGUCUGAGUGAAGCUCACGAUGCCUACACGGGCAGCACGCUGGACCUCUGCAAGUGCAGAGGCCGCAUUUGCCUAAGCACACCUUCCCUCUGA
Molecule: messenger RNA, 285 nt
Organism: Rangifer tarandus platyrhynchus (Svalbard reindeer)
Lineage: Eukaryota; Metazoa; Chordata; Mammalia; Artiodactyla; Cervidae
Source: the annotation of a GenBank genome assembly